This is a messenger RNA of Symbiodinium necroappetens, 7503 nucleotides long. The record is from the annotation of a GenBank genome assembly. Lineage: Eukaryota; Dinophyceae; Suessiales; Symbiodiniaceae.
GACUUCAAGAGAUUGGAAGAAGUUUUGGAUGGAGCCACCGUUCCUGCACACAUUCGGGCGAUGAUGUUGCUCACCUUCGGCGGCCUGGACAUGAAGGAGCAGCUCAAUGUAUUGAGCAGCGUCGGAAAUGAGUACGACUUUAAGAAGAUCGGCCACGCCUUGCGCAUCCAGUACCCGAACUGCGCUGGCAAGCCGGUGUUCAGGAAGGACUACCUCGGAGCAGGCCGCUCCUCGGGCCCCACCUCGGCGAUGAAGCCAAGGCUCAAGGGACACCCGAAGGGCAAGGGCCGUGGCUAUAUCCUCGCCGUGCAAGAGGAUGACACCACGGAUGACCCGGGGGACGCCAGCGAGGCCUACUUGGACGAGUUUGCGGACCCCGCUGAGGAUGACGAGGCCUUCUUUGCGAACGACCUUCCCGAGGACCACGGCGAGCAGGACUUCACCGAGGAUGAUAUUGCAGAUGCCCUGGCUACCGUUAUGCAGAACAAGAAGAGGAGCGCUCCCUCUUCCAAGGGCAACCCGGGCAAGACGCAGUCCUUUGGCUUCCGCGCACAGGGCGAGCUGAGCAUCGACCAGAAGGCCCGCGAGAACCGGAAGCAAGCAGUGAAGUUCCUAAAGCAGGUGACGCCGUGCACCUCGUGCGGCCAGCGUGGUCAUUGGCAAGGGGACGAUGAAUGUCCCAACAAGAAGCGUGGCAAGGGCACCCCCACUCCGAAGAGAAAAGGGGGAUCUCCGAAGAAGAAGCCAGCCACCAACCUUUUCGUGCUCCACGAGGCCCUGGAGCAAGACUAUGCCGAGGAGCCGGACGGCCAGUACUUCGUCGUCGGCGCGCCCCCCGGCAACGCGGACAACCUCCAGGCCGAGCGCAGCGAGCACCACACGAAGCACCACGAGCACUGUGAGCACCACACCUUCGAGCAAUACCGCGAGCAGGCGCACGACCUACCCUUUGACAACCUCUUCGAGGCGCAGAGCACCCCCGACCACGAGGUCCUGAUGACGCUCAAGACGGACAUCUGCCACCACGCCGCGUAUAACGGGGGCAAGGAGAAGAAGUUUCUACGUGCCGCGAACGGCCACACGAGGACCGUGCAGUGCAAGGAAGACGAAUGCGGCAGGAGUGUCCUUUCUGCCAAGCGGAAGGAGCCCGUUGAGCUCUGGGGCUUCCUCGUGCAGAUUGCCCUUUGCACCCUUUGGGGCUCCAAGGCGAGGUCGAGGGCGUUCUGGCAGCGCAUCAGCACCGUGACCCUCGAGCACCAGGAGGAGAAGGACAAGAAGCAGCUGCUGGACAUCCGGGUCCAGCUGAGCUCAGAAGGGCCACUCGGCGAACCGCCCAGCGGAAGGAGCUCGCCUUGGCAAGUUCUUAGCCCACCUGGGCGGCCCACUCAAGGCCCUAUGUCCACACGGGCCACCGGGAGCGAGCAACCUGGACGGACCACCGAAGGCGGCUACCCCAUGGCGAAGAUCGUGCGGCCCGGUGCCGUUGGAUUACCUACGUGGCUCUACGGCAUCAAGGUCGGCCCGGGAGAAGCUUUGCCCGAUUUUCCUAUGCUUGGCGACUCCGACCGCGACAUCUUGCACCCACUCCCGUGCGACAUGGACCUGUGUGGCACCAGCACUCCCUUCUGCGGCGUGACCUUUGACCAACUCGGUUCCAAGGCCGAAUAUUCGUGGUAUUGCCAGCAGGUUCUCACCUUUGCGCUGGAGAACCAGCCCAUGCAGCCCGAGACCUACCGUCUGGCUUUCUACUUGUUCGGACGUGUUCGCCUAAUACAGCAGGCCCUUGAGCGCGAGCACGGCACCUACGCAAGGCGAGGCGAAAAGAGGACGAGCCGGCCGUCUGAUAUGAUAAGCACCAGGACCCUCCGAGUCCCCAUCAGCACUGACCCCAAUCGACCCGACAUGGCUGCCGAGCACGAUUGCGAGGUGAUGGUGGUCACUCCGGCCGACUCUCCUGCUGCCCCGAGCCAGAGUUCCGACGAGUGGCAGCUCGUGGCGCCUGAUGGCGCGCCCGAGGUCUACGUUACAUGCAGCGAGGACCCCCCUGGGCUGGCGAUCCUUGACUCCGGGUGCACCCGAACGAUGCACGGGUCUACUUGGGCGGCCCGCUUUGAGGAGGCCCUGAAGGAGAAGGGUCUCGAUUUCGAGACCAUGGCGAGGACCCAGACUUUCCGAGCAGUCGGCGGCGAGAUCCGGAGCACAACAGCGAAGGUGUACCCCAUUGGCAUCGACAAGGUGCACGGGAAGAUGUUCAGCGCCGAGGAGCUGGGCACGGUUAUGGACAUCGGGCGCGGUGUCGUGAGCUUCAACGCGAUUGGCGUGAAGGACCUGCCCCUGGUCAAGACCAAGAAGGGACACCUCGCGGUCAACCUGCUGGAUUUCAACCCAGACCAGCUUACAGACUUUAACGCGAUCCAGCACGGUCCCGAGGACAAUGACGACGGCAAGCAGGAGCCCACCGAGGAGGACAUGGCCGAUUACCUUCAAUACCACGGCUAUCCAGAGGAGCAUGGCGUUCCUGAGGGGUGGAAUCCCGACGAUUGGUCGGAUUACCGGGACGAGCUGGACUUUAUGAGGCGCGACGUGGAAGGCUAUGAGCGCUUCCUUGCGGAACUUGGCCCCGACCACGGGCCGAACCUCUCCGAGGGUGACGUCACCGAGGACACCAGCUACUUUCAAGAGGCCAUUGCCACUCACCCGGCGCACAAGCGGCGAGCAACAACGAGGAAGAGCAAGAAGCUUUUCGCCCUUUCCCAAGCUCUGGAUGGUGAUGAUUGGCAGCGGCGACAGGUGUUGCGCGGAGAACCCGGGCGACCGAAGGGGCCACCGUACGGCAAGACAUGGCUUAAGCAGCUCUUUGCCUGCCAGCUCGGUUUUUCCCUCGCCUUGGCGACCCUCGGCAUGAUCAUUGGCACGCCCCUCUCCUACCACGACGGCGGCUGGGAUCCGACAACAAAGCCCGGACGGAAGCAGUUGGCACAAGAUCUCAAGGCCGAGGACCCGUAUGUUCUUGUUGUUGGUGACCCCGGCGAGGCCUUUCAUGACUUCAAGAUCGUGGGUUUAGACCUGAAUCGGGCGGGCCUCCGCAUAUCCCUAGCCGAUCUGGUGACAGAGCACAAGGAGAGGGUGCUGAAGACUAUCGACAAGAUUGUGGGCGACCGCGUGAAGAGCAACCGCCACGUGUUCAUCCAGCAGCCACCCGGGCACGAUUGGACAAACGAGCCCAUCCUUGCCAACGUCGGCGGCAUGAUCAAGAGAGGUGAGCUUCUGCGACUUGAGCUUAGCGGGCAGUUGCUGGAGAUCUCGGCCGGCACGGCCGACCAGACGCACACCUUCUUUACCACAAUCCUUGUGGCUGAGGACAGUUUCUUGGCUUACGCGGCGGGAGCGACGCAGCCACACGGGCUCGGCAACGAAAGGCCACCGAAGCUCACCGAGAUUUUCCUGGAGACUUUGGUCCAGCAAGCGGCUGUGGAGCACUAUGCUGCUAACGGCGUGCAGGAAGCCUUCCCCACAGCAGUGCCACCGACACCCAAGAGACGUCGGCGAGCAAGACCUACGGCGCUUGAGGAUGAAUACUCUGCGCCGCCUGUGUAUGUACGACCUGAGGCACCAGCUGUUCCCGUCGAUGACGACCCGGCGCUUUCUUCUUUGCUUCCUUCCGGAGGAGACGAUGCUGGAGCCCGAGCCCAACAAGUGCAACAGUUGGACCCCGUCCUCAACCAGACCGAGUCCCAAAGGCGAGCAAACUGGCUGCCCGUUGACCCCGAGCUGCGGAGGACAAUCCGCCACCUCCACAUCCAGUUCGGGCGUUGCACCAACGUGACCCUUCAGAGGAUUCUGCGGAGGCAGGGUGCAAGGACAGAGGCGAUACGAGCCUGCGACCAUUUUGGCUGUGAUGUUUGUGGAGAUACCCUCCGGAGGCGGCGGCCAAAGGCGGUACGACUCCCCAACAAGUACGUGUUCAACGCCCACCUCAUGCUCGACGUUUUCUAUGCUAAGGACAUAAGCGGCACCAACUACGCCUUCCUGAACAUCGUCUGCGAUGCCACGGGCUUUCAAGUGGUGACGUGUUUGGGAGAAGCGCAGGGUCCACCGGCCACCCGAGCGGUACUACGGCACUUCCUUGGUUCCUGGAGCUCGUGGGCCGGCCUUCCCGAAAGCCUACAAGUGGACCGCGGAAAGGAGUAUCUCGCUCUUUUCUCAGAUUACCUCAAACAGUUCGGUGUUGAACAAGAGGUGAUGCCGCUCGAAGCUCCCUGGAAAAACGGGCGAGUCGAACGAGCAGGUGGACUGUGGAAAGAGAUUUUUGCCAAGACAGUCCUGGAGAUGGAGGUGAACGGCCUGGACGAUGUACAGACCACAGCAGCCGUGGUCACACAGGUGAGGAACUCACACCCCAGGACCUCAGGUUACUCUCCGGUGCAAUGGGUCCUGGGCAUUCCUGAGCUCCGUGUUCCGGGCAGCCUGCUCGCCGAUCCUGAGCGCGAGCGUUUGGAGGUGAUGGAAAGCGCAGAGGAUCCUAGUAGUGCAAUGUCUCGCACCCUAGGACUGCGCGAGGCCGCGAAGGUGGCGACGAUCCGAAUGGAUUCCGAUAGCCGUGUUCGCCGAGCACUUUUGCGGAAGUCAACACCAACUCGUGGCCCCUACCCUGUCGGUUCCUACGUCUACUUCUAUAGGGCUCAGGCACAGCCCGGGACUUCGCGAACCUACCGUUGGCACGGGCCGGCAAGAGUGAUAGGAGUUGAGGUCAGGAACCAGCGGCGACAACAAGACCCUGAACCACCGACCGACGGCGGCCAACCUCACACCUAUUGGCUACGCUACGGGGCCACGGUGGUGCUGGUUACCGGGGAGCAGCUUCGCUUUGCUUCCGAGGACGAGCUUCUGGCUGCACACAUGGUUCCGCAAGAGGCCUUGGAGCCUCCUUAUGCACGCGGGGCAAGGAACUAUGUGGAUAUGAGACCGGCUCUGGGGACUAUACCACCCCCUUUGGAGCAGGAAGAGGAGAGGCCACCGCCAAACUCGUUGUCAACUCCCUCUGUGGUCGUGCCUGGCACGAACAUAUCUGUGCUACCUCAAGUACUACCACCGAUCAUAGAAGGCACGAACGAGGGCGGAUCUUUGGACAAUAUUGGCGCGGCCGGUGACAAUGCAGUCCCUCGAGAUCCUCAGCAAGACCAAAGGACGGGAGGCCCCGAGAUGGAACAACAGGUUCCAGUGAACAAUGGUGACGAUGCAGUCCAUCGAGAUCCUGAGCAAGACCAAAGGACGGGAGGCCCUGGUACAGUCGUAGACCAGAACAUGUCACGCAGGUCAUCGGAGGCCAUUACAGAACCAGAGCCGUACCCUACACCGUCUUUUCGCCCCGCUGAAGCACCUCAAGCACAACUUCCACCACAGCCUGCCGUACCUGAUCAAGGCACCGCUGCUUACAGACCCGUGAGGCAACCGCUUUUGCGACAGCAGCGUGGGCAGGACCAGGCUGGACCCUAUGCCGCAGAGGAGGCAGACUGUUUAGGCGACGCUGGCUCUAUGUGGGACGACGCAGACCUACCUGAGGUCGUCCGUGCCGCCAACCUGAAGCGCAUGGUCAAGGACUAUGGCGACUGCCCCGAUGGGAUCCUUGAGGGCGAUUUCUUCGGAGGCACAAGUUCUGAAGAAGGCGACCCGGACACCCUGCCAGUGGAAAGCCCCGCCGACGUUCUCCUUACGGGCAAGGCGGUGAAGUCUGAGGUGAAGCUCAAGGAGUUGAGCCAAGGUGACCGAGAGAAGUUCGACGCUUCGAUGGCAAAGGAAUGGGCUUCGUGGCAGAAGUUCGGUGCAGUGGAGAAGCUCACUGACGAGCAGAUCAAGCAGCUCCCGCCGGACACACAGAUUAUCGGAACCAGGUGGGUGCACACCGAUAAGAAUGCCAAGCCCCGACUCCUUGCCACCUACCUCUCGAAGAGGACCGGAAAGAGCAAGGCACAGAUCGAGAAGGAGUUUCCCUUCGAGGCGAAGAGUCGACUUGUGGUACAAGGCUGCCAAGAGAACCCACAGGACAUCAGGUCGGACAGCCCCACCGCAAGCCUCCUGGCCUUCAACCUCGUCUGCGCCAUCGCUGUGAUGAAGAACUGGUUGGUCACCGCUUGCGACGCUUCGACGGCCUAUCUCCAAUCCCAGGGGAUCAGUCGUCUGCUGAUUCUUCGACCUCCGAGACCACCACCACCAGGCAUCGACAUCCACGACCUCCUCCGCGCAAAAGGGUCGAUCUAUGGAACAAAAGACGCCGGUCGCUCCUGGUGGAAGAAGCUCUUCAAGACGCUUAAGAAGCAUGGCUGGAUGAUGUCGAAGAUCGAAGCCGCGCUCUUUAUCCUCUCCAAGGGCGGCUCACUGUUGGGUGUCCUGAUUACCCACGUCGACGACCUCUUCAGUGCCGGAGAAGGCCCCGAAUACGAGGCCACAAUCAAGGAGAUGGAGGUCGAGCUGCACCUUAAGGUGAAGAAGGGCGAGUUCCGGUUUUGCGGUAAGAACGUGGUACAGAAGCAGGGCUACAUCGAGCUCGACCAGUUCGAUGCCAUUGAGGGCAUCGAGUAUAUGGCCCUUAGCGCAGACCGCCGCAAACAGCUGGGCUCACCCUUGAGUGAGUCGGAGAAAUCAGCCUUUCGCGGGCUGAUUGGUCAGAUGGGCUGGGUUUGCCGCCAGAGCCGACCGGACAUCAUGGUCAACGUCAGCUUGGCCUCCCAGACCAUGGGCAACCCCACCAUCAAGGAUGUCGUCAACCUGAACAAGGCAGUGAAGAUGCUAAAGGAGACAUCCGAUGCAACGUGGAGGUUCUGCCAGUCUGACUUAACCUUGGAGGACGCCGUUGUCUUCUGCUUCGCCGACAGCAGCUUCUCGAACGGCCCUGGCAUGAAGUCCCAGUGUGGAUACGUGAUCGGGUUUACCUCGGGCGAGAUCACCAAGGGAAAGACCACACCCCUCUACAUCCUGGAGACCUACUCGGGCGGGAUCAAGCGAGUGUGUCGGAGCACCUUGGCGGCCGAGGCAAAUGGAUUCCUGAUGGGGGUGGAGGCGGCCGAGUACCUCCGGAGCAUCCUCAUGGAGAUCCUGCACCCCGACAUCCUGCUGCGGGACCUGGAGUCGGAGUUCCUCAAGAGCAAGAUCGCCUGCUUUACGGACGCCAAGAGCUUGGAACAGACUCUGAACAAGGACGCUGGGCAGCCCCAGGACAAGCGUGUCAGGAUCUUGGUGGCUCAGAUAAAGGAGAUACUGGGCGGCCCAGACUACGAGAACGAUGCCAGUGCCUACGCUAUUUGGGUGGAUACUUCGCAGAUGCUUGCGGAUGUGCUUACGAAAGCCGGCUGUGAACGCGAAGCCCUACUGAGUGCUCUGCGCGAGGGCUGUUGGACCUUAGAGCCUACGGAGUCAGCUAAACAGAAGAAGCUGAUGAUCAGGGCCGGCAGGCACGCGCGCAAGGCAGCGUCCAAGACAAGGACGGGUGAAAAUCCACCAGCCUAG